AUGCACCGCGAGAUAAAAUGGCGGCGUGAGGACUGAGAACACCUUUCCUCGGGCGUUCUGGACAAAUUUAAUACUGUGUGUCCAGAUAUUUAAUAGUGAAACCGGCGCAAUACCUCAAGAGACCGCCCCGCCUGCCCCUGGAAGAUCGCCGUCGAGGGUCCGCUGAGAACACCGCCGUGACCACCGUGACGGGAGGCGGGUGACGGGGUGACGGGAUCCACCCAAACACAGCUGACUGCACAAUAUAAUGACGGGCUGAUAACUGAGUGCUGCACAGUCGUCCCAGAACCGCCAGAAUGUCCGGGGAGCCAAUAGAUAAAGGGAAUGAGGACUCCAUUAAGGUUGUGGCCAGAUUCCGGCCCCUCAAUGACUCAGAGGAACGGGCUGGGUCAAAGUUCAUCGUUACAUUCCCACAAAACAAAGAUGACCAGCUAGUCAGCAUUGGGGGAAAAGUAUACCAGUUUGACAGUAUCCUGAAGCCCAAUGUUACCCAGGAGAAAGUUUACAAUACAGCUGCCAAAGAUAUUGUUAAAGAUGUGCUCAACGGCUACAAUGGAACCAUCUUUGCCUACGGUCAGACGUCCUCAGGGAAGACACACACGAUGGAAGGAGUCAUUGGCGACCCCAACCUUCAAGGCAUCAUCCCUCGUAUUAUCAGUGACAUCUUCAACCACAUCUAUAACAUGGAAGAGAACCUGGAAUUCCAUAUCAAGGUCUCCUAUUUUGAAAUUUACAUGGACAAGAUCCGAGAUUUGUUAGAUGUGUCCAAAGUCAACCUGGCUGUGCAUGAGGACAAGAACAGGGUUCCAUUUGUCAAGGGCGCCACUGAGCGGUUUGUGUCAUCUCCUGAGGAAGUGUUUGAGGUCAUUGAGCUGGGCAAGAGUAAUCGUCAUGUUGCUGUCACAAACAUGAACGAACACAGUUCCAGAAGUCAUAGUGUCUUUUUAAUUCAAGUUAAGCAGGAGAAUAUAGAAUCACAAAAGAAACUUUUGGGUAAACUUUAUCUGGUGGACUUGGCUGGUAGUGAGAAGGUAAGUAAAACAGGUGCUGAGGGAUCAGUCCUGGAUGAGGCCAAGAACAUCAACAAGUCCCUGUCUGCUCUGGGUAAUGUGAUCUCCGCCCUUGCUGACGCCACCAAGACCCACGUUCCUUACCGAGAUUCCAAGCUGACUCGUAUUCUCCAGGAGUCUCUUGGAGGCAAUGCACGAACCACUAUAGUCAUUUGUUGCUCCCCUGCGUCUUUCAAUGAACCUGAGACCAAGUCCACCCUCGACUUUGGCAAGAGAGCCAAGACUGUGAAGAAUGUUGUGACGGUGAAUGAGGAGCUCACAGCAGAGGAGUGGAAGCGACGUUAUGAGAAGGAGAAGGACAAGGUUGCGAAGCUCAAGGCCCAGCUGGAGAAGAUGGAUCGGGAGCUGGGUCGGUGGCGUGCUGGGGAGUCAGUGAGCACAGAUGAACAGGUGGCUAUUGACAUGGACGCCUCCACCACCUCACAGCAGCUCAGUCAGGUGUUGUCUGUCCCCAUUUCUGUGGACGGGGAUGCAGCUGAGUGGGCGAGAGAGAGGGAGCGCCUCUAUCAGAAUCUGGAUGAGAAGGAUGAUGAGAUUAACCACCAAUCCCAGCUAGUGGAGAAACUGAAGGAGCAGAUGCUGGAGCAGGAAGAGCUGAUUUCAUCCACACGAAGGGAUUAUGAAAUGCUGCAGUCUGAGAUGACGCGGCUCACCAAUGAGAACGAAAAGGCCAAGGAGGAGGUGAAGGAGGUGCUGCAGGCCCUGGAGGAACUGGCAGUGAACUACGACCAGAAGACGGAGGAGGUAGAGCGCAAGGGCAAGGAGAAUGAGACCAUGGCGGAGGAACUUAACCAGAAACAGGUUGCACUCACCUCUGCCACAUCAGAACUCCAGACUGUCAAGGACUCCCAGCUGCACCAGAAGAAGCGCAUCAAUGAAAUGCUUGUGUCCCUCCUCAAGGAUCUCAACGAAGUGGGCACCAUCAUUGGCACCUCCAAUGAUGCCAUGAAGAACCUGGGAGAUGUGGAGGGCAAGGUGGAGGAGGAGUUCACUGUGGCCCGCCUGUACAUCUCCAAGAUGCGCUCAGAGGUGAAGAACCUGGUCCAGCGCUGCACCACCCUGGAGACCAAACAGACUGACCUCAACACCCUGAUGGAGGAGAGGGAGAAGGAGCUCAACGAGGGACGACUUCUGCUGACCCAACACGAGGCCAAGAUGAAGUCUCUCACUCAUGCCAUGAAGGAGGCUGAGAGCAAGAAGAGGAGUCUUGAGGAACAGGUGGAUACCUUGAAUGAGGAGGUGGCUCGCUUCAAGGCUGUGUCCAGAGUGUCUGACCAGGACGGCCACAUGAAGGAUGCUCUGGAGAAGCAGAUUGAGGAGCACAGAGAGCUGCACCAGAAACAGCUGGCGGCAUUGAGAGAUGAGAUCACAGCCAAGCAGCAGGAGAUAGAGGAGCUGAGUGAUGAGAACCAGAAGAGAGCAGUGACUGAGGAGCAGCUCAAGGCUGACCACGAGAAGCUCAAAGCUGAGGUGGCCGAGAAGACUGCCAAGCUGGCUGAACUAACCAUAGUACACGAGCGCAAGGAGCAGGCCCGCCAGGAUCUCAAGGGGCUGGAGGAGACAGUGGCCAAGGAGCUGCAGACGCUACACAACCUUCGCAAGCUGUUUGUGCAGGAUCUGCAGACCAGAGUGAAGAAGUCUGCUUCAGGAGAAGAGAGUGAUGAGUCUGGUGGGUCACUUGCACAGAAGCAGAAGAUUCAGUUCUUGGAAAACAACCUGGAUCAGCUGACGAAGGUGCACAAGCAGCUAGUGAGGGACAAUGCCGACCUGCGGUGUGAACUGCCCAAGCUGGAGAAGAGGCUGAGGGCCACUAUGGAGCGGGUCAAGGCCUUGGAGACUGCCCUGAAGGAGGCCAAGGAGGGGGCGAUGAAGGACCGCAAGAGGUACCAGCAGGAGGUGGACCGCAUCAAGGAGGCUGUGCGGCAGAAGAACCUCCAGCGCAGGGGAACCACUGCUCAGAUUGCCAAGCCCAUCCGAGCAGGACAUGCACCCCAGGCCAACCACGCACCCACCCCAGUCAUCCGUGGCGGCAUGCAGCCCUACCAGCCUCCAGCAGCCCAGCGUCGCUCCAUGGGUGGCAGCCGCAUGGAUACAUCCAGUUAAACUCAUUAGAGUUUUUCCACGUUCCUGGGAAAGAUCAUAUAAAUUAUUGUAUUAAAGCUAUCCUGCAGCAUGUUACCAAUUGAAAAUACCAUUUGAUUUCUGCACCCACAGAAGAAACUUGUUAAGUCUGUUACUUGGUGAAGGCAGUUAUAGGAUAGAGGGAAGGCAAGCAUAGCAACAACCCAUCUUAGAGCCUCCAGCCACCUCGCUGCCCAGGCUGUAAUUUGAGUUAUAGAUAUGGUAAUGUUUUUUCAUUUUUGUACCCAUUAUAGUGUUUCUUACAAUUUGAGAUUAGAUUUUGGUGCCCUCGGUUCAGACCUGGUUGAUGACGUACCAGGAAGAUGCUGGGUAUGAAAUUCGUAUCCCGGGUUAUCUCAUAAGGUUCUUCUCUUGUACUGUUUGGUUAUGUGAUUUCAGACUUCAAAAUUUUGGCUUCACACAAGUACAAAUUUAGGCCCUGUGAGAGGAAAUUGCUUGUUAACUAAAAUGUCAUCUUUUUCACUCACUGGACAGUAUCAUGGAGUCUUCACACGACAGCUUUCACGCCUGUAGUUAGCACAAAGUGAGAGACACGACCAGGACUGCUGUGCAUGUAGUCGGCCUGAGUACAGAUAAUAAAUGAUGAGCGUUGGUGGUGGCCUACCAGGGUAAAAAAAAAAAAAAUCAGUUUUCAUCCAGUCCCUUUUCUAAAAGUAUGAAUGCCUGAAAUAUUUCUUUUGGACCAAAGCAAAUUUUCCGUUAAGUAUGAAAAAGGAAUUUUGAUGAUGAUAUGUGUAAGGCGUUAAAUCCUUCCUUGUUUUGAUGAUAGUUUGAUCUAUUUAUUAUCAUUAUUUUCUCCACUGUUUAGAUGUGAUACAAUGUCUCCUCAGUUCACGUCCAAGGUAGGUCUUGUUGUACAAUAUCUGUGACAUGCGUCUGUACUAUACUGUAAAGUUUCAUAUCAAGUAUUUUACUGGUGAUGUGUGGUGGAUUCUUUUACACAGUUUUGGAAUACAGUGUCUUAGAAGCAGCUGUUAGGAAAUGUAGGCAGGUCUCGGUCUUUCAAUGUCCAUUGUUUGAAUUUACAGAUUCUUUAUGUACCUAUAGCUAUAUAGCAGAAUUUCCUCCUAUAACCUUUCAAUAUGUUUGUGUUGGUAGUUUUUAUAUACCCAUUAAAUACCGGUACUUCUUUAUAUGUCUGUGUCACGUUUGUUUGUUGGUUUAAUCAUCCUGUGGUUUAGGAAAUUCUGUUACCGUUUGAAAACAUUGUACACAAAACUGCUCUAGAUUUCGGAAUGGCUGUUUCUAUUGCAUAUAAAUUGGCAGUACAAAAAGAUGUGUGUGUGGUAGCAGCAUUGGUAACAGUAUUUCAUGUGUGAUCAACAAAAUGUCCAUCGCAGAUUUUGUUAUUGUGGUCAUAUACUCUAAAAAACACUAGACUGAACGGAGGAUGUGUAUAUAGCUCAGAUCUGAUGAAAUAUAAUACUGUGCAGGGUAUAUAAGAGUAACAUGGCAGGUGCAACUCUAUAUUGGUGACGUGUCUCUGUGAGGCAUGCACUUGGUGAUCUGGGAAGUGGGAAAAUAAAGACCAUAUUCUCAAACGUUUCAGUGUCCUUACUCGACUACUUUCAACAUGCUUCAUUGGGGUUUUCAAGGGUGUUUUUAUGAUUCUAGUGAUAGUUUAACAAGGAUUCUGAACCAUCCAUGGGAAAAAACACCCCUGAGAACCUGACUAAUCAUCUCUGUGGCCUUUGAUAAUAGUUGUGAUGAGGGAACAAAGCGUCUGAGAAUAUGGGUCAAGGUCUUACGCCUCUUGGUGAAGUUUUUCCUCAGAGAUGAUAUAUUGUAUUUUAUGUUACAGUGAAAGAGUUUAGGUUAAUCUGUUUCUCUCUCCAGGUAAAGUGUACUCUUUUCCUUGAAGUAGUUGGCUGUGGCACUAUCGUCCUGUUCCUCACUGUUAGACCAGCCGUCACUCACACGCUAGGUGGGGUGAGCUCUUUCAGCUUUAAAAUGAAUAGUUACAUAGUGCCCUUUCUAUUCCUCACUUCCAAAUCAUUACUUGUUAGUCAUAAUUCUCUUGUUGUUCAUCUGGUUGUUUUUUUUGGAAAUCCAUUCCUGGUGGAGAUCAUUUUCCUCUUCAUAGUACUAUUUAAUUUGGCUUAUUUAUUUAUUAUGUUUUAUUGGUAAUGUUAAGAACAGGUACAGACGUCACCCACCAUUUUGCUGUUGACUUUGGUUACACCACUCACAAGGGCCACGGCAUAGACCUCGGAGUCACACCUGCAGUACAACAUUUGCAAAUCACGCAUAGACACUUAAUGCUUCCCUCACACGCCCUACCAUCCAUACUAUGACCUGAUAAGGGAGAUGGCUGCCCAGGUACUCUAGAGAAGGGUUGGUGUGGUGGUCCCACUGCAAGCAGGACCUUUUGUGAUUGCUUCAUCGUACAGUCAGGGGCAUAAGUCAGUUAACAUUCUGCAGUUACUUCUGCUGUGUUUUGUGAUUUCUCUUAGUCACAUCCUCGCUUCUGCUGAGAAUCUGUUAGUUGUCAAGAAUGUCAGCAUAUCAGAUGACUCAACACUAAUGGAAAGUUUGCAGCAAGUUGUCAGCAAAUAGAGGACUUAAGAUUCUGGAAAAAUUCUGAUUGCAGUGGAAGUGAAUGUUGCAUGUGCCUUGACUUUUAACCAUAACAGUACGUCAAGAACCACUUAACAUCAUGCACCAGUGAACUUCUUUGUGCUUAUUGCAACACUCCCUCAGUACGGUAUAUUAUAAGACAAUGUGUGUCGAGUGUUGCAGACUCAACAUAUGCUCAGCUGUAUUCUUUGGCUAAGAAUACAGUGAGAGUGCCACUGAUAGCUCACUCAUCAUCAUGUUUUGUAAGGAGUUCUGUCAUUCAGUUUUCAGGAACAAGUGUGAAUGGAAGUUUUAGUGUUCCAUCAUUCAGUUUACAACAUUAAGUGAGAAUGAAAAUAAUGUUUUCAUUCAUUUCAUAUCAAGUGUGAGUGGAAAUGAAGUGUUUUGUCACUGAGUUCCCAAUAUCAAGUGAGAGUGAAAACUAUGAUUUAUAGCAGAUUGUAUCUUGUUGGUGUGAUAAAGAUCUUAUUGCCCUCAAAUUAUGUCCAGAUGUCCAAUAUAUAUUUUUUCCCAUUCCAUAUCAAGAUGUCCAUUACUCAAUGUAACAAAAAUAGUAUUACCGAGGCUUUUGUCCCCGAUAGAAACCAUAUAUAGCAAUAUCUCAACUAUCUCACUCCUGACCAUUGCUAGGAAGAAAAUGGUAUAAAUCAAGUCCAGUUUUCCUGUUAAGGGGAAGGAACCCAGAAGCCAUGUUGUUAUUAAAGUAUUUUACAUUAAUAAAGUCAACUGCACUAAGAUUGCUGCCUCAGCUUUACGUGCUUGUACGAUGGAAAGGUACCACAGUAAAACACUAAUUAAA
Molecule: messenger RNA, 6588 nt
Organism: Scylla paramamosain (green mud crab)
Lineage: Eukaryota; Metazoa; Arthropoda; Malacostraca; Decapoda; Portunidae
Product: kinesin heavy chain-like
Exons: 19
Coding region: 297-3173 (958 amino acids)
Biological process (GO): mitotic cell cycle; microtubule-based movement
Cellular component (GO): microtubule
Molecular function (GO): ATP binding; microtubule binding; microtubule motor activity
Source: RefSeq, a predicted model, not a curated record